AUGGUACGCCUUGCUGGCUUCGUUGACUUCAAUCCUGAAGAAGAAAUCCCUUCCCUUGAAGGAAAAGUCGUCUUUGUCACCGGAGGUACCGCCGGUUUGGGCAAACAGUCAAUCCAAGCUCUUGCCAAACAUGAUCCUCAGCACAUAUACUUUACUGGUCGCAGUCGCAAAUCAGCCGAAUCGGUAAUCAACGAAAUAAAAUCAGCAACUCCCGGUGCCUCUAUUACGUUUCUAGAAAUGGACUUUACUUCAUUGGCAUCUGUCAAAGCCGGCGUCAGCAAGUUCAGUCAUGAUAGGCUUGACAUACUCAUUUGCAAUGCCGGCGUCAUGGCAGUGCCAGCAGCAGUCAGCAAGGAUGGUUUCGAGGUUCAUUUCGCCAUCAAUCAUCUCGCACACGCCAUGAUUAUCCGUGAACUACUUCCUGUCUUAGUCCGGACCGCAGAGAUUCCAGGCUCCGACGUGCGUGUGGUAUCCUUAACCUCAGAGGGCUGGAAGGGUCAUCCGAGUGGAGGAGUGCGGUACGAUAAAGUAAGAACCGACACAGGAGGCUUAGUCUCGUGGCUGUUCCGAUAUGGACAGAGUAAAUUUGCCAAUGUUAUUUACGCUGCCGAGAUCGCCCGUCGCUAUCCAAAGAUUACCUCAGUGUCUGUCCAUCCGGGCGUUGUCAAGACAGACCUUGUCAAUAGUCUCGGCUGGGCAAACAAGGCUUUGGUGCAUGUGUCCAAUUACUUUAUGGGAGUCACGCUCCUCGAGCCUGAGCAAGGGCGUUUGAGUCAACUCUGGGUCGCAGCUGGCGCAGAGAAAAGUCAGCUCGUCAAUGGUGGCCUUUACUACCCUGUCGGGGUGUUAAAAGAUCACGAGAAAGACAAAGAUGCUUUGAGUGAGGACGGUGCAAAGAAGCUUUGGGAAUGGACAGCUGAAGUACUCGACAGUGUGAAG
Clonostachys rhizophaga is the source of this 939-nucleotide messenger RNA. The record is from the annotation of a GenBank genome assembly. NCBI's taxonomy places the organism in Eukaryota, Fungi, Ascomycota, Sordariomycetes, Hypocreales, Bionectriaceae.